Molecule: messenger RNA, 657 nt
Organism: Exophiala aquamarina CBS 119918
Lineage: Eukaryota; Fungi; Ascomycota; Eurotiomycetes; Chaetothyriales; Herpotrichiellaceae
Exons: 3
Coding region: 1-657 (218 amino acids)
Biological process (GO): mitochondrial translation; RNA processing
Cellular component (GO): mitochondrial large ribosomal subunit
Molecular function (GO): ribonuclease III activity; structural constituent of ribosome
Source: RefSeq, a predicted model, not a curated record
AUGGAGGUAGAGCCCGAACCAUCGCCACGCUGGUCGCAUACGCCGCCUGCGAUGAAGGCGCCCUUCUCUGCGAGACUAAAAAGCGACAAUGUCCGUCCGCUGAAGAUCAAUUCUGAUCCGCGGAAGCUCGACCAAGUAUACGUUAGCUUCUUGGGACAAGAUGGAGACAAGUUACUCUCGGAUGAGACGAAAUGGCUUGCUGUCACCGCGAAAAGUUAUGACCACGGCCGCCGGAAACGAAUACUCGAACUACAGUGCUCGCUCGGGCUACUAAGCGUCAGUAACACGUCGUCACAGUUCUUUAAGAAUGAUCCACACGGCCUCGGCCGAAUACCAUAUUCAAAUCCGGCCACUGACGGGGUGGAAGUUCUCGCUGGCGGUGCCAGGAACUGGUUCGCACAUCACAAAAACAUUUCCAAGAUAGCCAUCCAAUACGGUUUCCACGAAGUAGUACGGUGGGUUCCUAGGCUGCCGGACAAUCUGGAGUCAUCUGGCUCAGACCUGGUGUAUUCACAAGCGCUACUGGCAGUGAUUGGGGCUCUAGCACUAGAGCAGGGCAGUGCGGUUGCCAAUCGAGCGGCAAAAGAGAGGAUAUUGAUUCCUAUGGGACUGAGAGUAAACAUGGAUAAGAAGGUGGACCAAAUACGAGAGACUUGA